UCCAGCUAUUUCCAGCAACAGGGGUGAAAGUUUGACAGUUCACGUUGAUCAGGAGUUUGCGUUGCGGUUCUUGUUUCUUCAAAAGUUGUUUGUCAUUUUUGCUGAAGAGAUUUUGUUAGUUUACCGACUUUGAUUAAUUUAAAAUAGUAUUGAAAGAUGUUCCUGACCAGAUCCGAAUAUGACCGUGGUGUGAACACAUUCUCGCCGGAGGGACGUCUCUUUCAAGUAGAGUACGCGAUCGAAGCUAUUAAACUAGGCUCCACGGCCAUUGGGAUUUCUACCCAAGAAGGUGUUGUAAUGGCUGUAGAAAAACGCAUCACGUCACCUCUGAUGGAGCCGACGAAAGUCGAAAAAAUCGUUGAGGUCGAUCGACAUAUCGGUUGCGCCACCUCGGGUUUGAUGGCCGACGCUCGCACCCUGUUGGACCGGGCAAGGGUGGAGUGCCAGAAUCAUUGGUUCGUUUAUGACGAGCGAAUGUCCGUGGAGUCGUGUGCCCAGGCUGUGUCUAGUUUAGCAAUCCAAUUCGGUGACAGUGACGAUACGGGUUCGGCUAUGAGUCGCCCGUUCGGGGUGGCCAUUUUGUUUGCCGGCAUCGAGAACGGAGAGCCCCAGCUGUGGCACAUGGAUCCCUCGGGAACGUAUAUCCGUUAUGAUGCCAAGGCAAUUGGAUCUGGCAGCGAAGGAGCGCAGCAGAAUCUACAGGAAUACUACCUCCAGACAAUGACCAUCAAAGAAGCUAUCAAUUUAGCUCUCAGCACUUUGAAGCAAGUAAUGGAAGAAAAACUCAAUUCCACCAACGUUGAAGUAAUGACUAUGACUCCAGGUGGCCUUUUCCGGAUGUUCACCAAAGAGGAAGUCGAAGAAUACAUUAAUAAUAUGAGCUAAAUGCACUGAUAUGAUUAGUCCGUGGCGGUGAAUAAAUUUUGGAAAUGUUAAUUUACGGAUAAUACGCAGCAAGAGAA
This is a messenger RNA of Armigeres subalbatus, 962 nucleotides long. RefSeq names its product proteasome subunit alpha type-5 (gene Prosalpha5). The record is from RefSeq and is a predicted model, not a curated record. Gene Ontology annotation, cellular component: proteasome core complex, alpha-subunit complex; nucleus; proteasome core complex. Gene Ontology annotation, biological process: proteasome-mediated ubiquitin-dependent protein catabolic process. NCBI's taxonomy places the organism in Eukaryota, Metazoa, Arthropoda, Insecta, Diptera, Culicidae. The transcript has 4 exons. The coding region runs from base 157 to 885 and encodes 242 amino acids.